Messenger RNA from Erigeron canadensis, 2205 nucleotides. RefSeq lists its product as uncharacterized. Bases 1 to 2205 code for a protein of 734 amino acids. Lineage: Eukaryota; Viridiplantae; Streptophyta; Magnoliopsida; Asterales; Asteraceae. The record is from RefSeq and is a predicted model, not a curated record. The transcript has 5 exons.
AUGAAACUAAAACGGAGGGAAGCAGGAUAUAAUAAUGCUCGGAUUACCGAGCUUUAUUACGGUAGGCCUACGAUCAAUGUAAGUCCAAGUUCCCCUGAAGGAAUUACAAAGGCAUUCCUGAGUGAAGAUGUUGACUUACAAAGGAUCUCGUUUGACUCUGAAGGGAACAUAUGUCUUGUUUCAAGUCAGAGCAACACUUCUGGCAAUCGUGAAUAUCCUACCUCCAGUGCUAGUUCCACCAUGCCUAUAAGUGUCAAAUGUGCGGAAAGUCACUUAUCCGUUCUUGUGUCAUUUGUGACAUCAUAUGAACUGUUUAUCCAAGGAAAGGUUCAAGAUCCUAGUCUUAUAGAUGAAGACUAUGAGCAAAUUGAUCCUUUAGAUCUCGAAGAAAUAGAUCUGCAACGACAAAUGGCCAUGUUGACUCUUAGGACUAAAAGCGAAUGCCAGAGACCUAAGAAGAAUGAUAGGUCUUUUGUGACUCGUCAAAACUUCUAUCAAGGUGGAACAGUACUUUCAUCUUCUUCAAGACAAAAGUUAUAUAAUGAUAGGUCUAAAGAAAACCAAAGUUUAGAUGAACAAAGUGGAUCAAGAGCUUUGGUGGUUCAACAAUCGGACAAGUCAUAUGACUGGAGUUUCAAAGUCAAUGAAGAAGAAGAUGCAUACCUUGCAGAGAUUUGCUCGGACAUUGCUUUUACUGAUGAUCUUGAUGAUUCUUAUCAAGAUGAUGAAUAUGUGGACAACGUUGAUUAUUCACUGAUGAAUGAAGAUGAAGAAUUUCAUGAGGAAGAUUACACCAUGACAGUCGAAAAUGAAGAUCAUCAUCAACAAAAUAAUGAGGAAGAUAUGAGUGCUAUUGAAUUCACUAUUCUUUUUGAAGAUUCUACGGUACCAACUAGACAAGAGCAAAAUUAUUCUUCAGAGAUAGAACUUGAAAAGAAAAGGAAUCUUGACACAAGUAUUCUUUCAGAAGAUGAUGAAAUAUUGGAAUCAUGUGAAGAUAAAGGCUGGCAAAAGGUUGCAAUUCCUCAAAGACUUGAUACAGAUGAGCUUAUUGAUUUCAUUUCUAAGUUAGAUGUACAUGAGCAACAAGUGGAAGUUUCACUUCAUGAACUGGUGAAGAUUUGCAAGUUCGCCAAUGUGCAAUCUUCAGAAAUCAACAAUCUUCAAAAUUGUGCAAGAGACACAAGAAAAUUACUUGAUGACACAGCUAAUGAUAGUUCAUAUCUCCGACAACAAGCUGCAAUGUUAACCCAUAAGGAAGGAGAAUUAAAGAAACAAGUCAUAGCAGAUCAAAAAAGGUUGACUGCCAUAAAAGAGCAACUGAGAGAAGUAAUUCUUAGAAAAGAGUUAUGUCAAGAAAACUCAGGAAAGAUAUCUAAGAAACUUACAAAAAAACAAAUGGAGCUUGUAAAUGGGAAACUUAACAAAAUGAGAGAUAUGAGAUGUAUGAUAAACUAUUUAUCACAAUACGAAAAGUCUAGCAAUCAUCAAAGUCUUGCACAUUAUUCUGAAGAUUAUGUCCAUGAAACAGAAAUAUCAUCCUUGAUUACAGAAUCUACUAAGCAAUAUGAAGAAAGGAAGUUAGAGUCAACUUUCACUGAGGAAACAUCUAAUAACAAACCCAUGACAAGAAAAAGGGUUGUUCCUCAAAUUCUAACUCCAGAACAAGAGAUUCUUGUUAAGAGAACACAUUUUGAAAAUACACCAAGUCUUAGAAAGAGGAUAUGUGGCAAACAAGUGUCCACAGAAGGGCAAACUCAGUCUAGGCAGUCUAAUGACUCUAGUGACAGAGAUGUUGAAGACAUAGACGUUCAAUUCAGAAAUAAUAAGGACAUUCAAGACAUUAAGCUGUCAGGAGUUUCCAGAGAUAUUGAAGAUAGUUCGUUUCAACAGCAUAAAAGGAGAAGAUUUGCUGAAGGAGUCGAACCAUCUGUGACCUCUUCUCAGCCAAGCAGCUCAAGAUCUAAUGAAGACAUUGUGUCAGGAAUAGAGAAAGAAAUGAAUGAUUUGAGAGUCUUGAUUGGGGAGAAAGAUCCAAAAGGCAAGGAUGGUGAUCUCAGGAAGCAAAGGAGAGAGGGUGAGAUCAAUAUUCCUAGCAGUCAAGAAGAAGAAGAGAUCUCAAGAUUAUCAAAGGGCAUACAUCUCAGGCUCCCACAACUCAAGACAAAGGGAAAGGUAUUGCUGAAGAUACCUUUCCAUUACUGA